Molecule: messenger RNA, 1888 nt
Organism: Pisolithus orientalis
Lineage: Eukaryota; Fungi; Basidiomycota; Agaricomycetes; Boletales; Pisolithaceae
Exons: 12
Coding region: 494-1888 (464 amino acids)
Source: RefSeq, a predicted model, not a curated record
UGCAAUUCUAGGUGGGUUGAGGCUGGCGCCAAUCACCAGAUGCGCAUCAGGACUAUCCGGACCAAUUCAUAAGGUUCAGAUACCGGUAUAGUAACCACUUGACGCCGUCUUCAAAUGGCCUCUUCACAUUUACGUUCAAUCUCCCCGAAGAAUGGCUGCAAAGUUUCGAUCUCCUAGCCGAAGGAAAUAACGGUUGUCUGAAUGUGUCCUUGUCUGGUGCACUAUGUACAUUGCAAUCAAAUGAAUUUAUUCCAAUCCAAGUUAGAGGCGCACUGUUCCCAUCGGGAUGCGAAGAGUGACUGAAAGUGUCCUCUCCCUUGUAGCCGAAGGGAAUCCGAACAUGCGAAGGCCUCACUCAUGUACCCUAGCACGAUGGCCUAAGAUUCAUCUCCUGUGUAGAGUAUGACAUUUAGCAAGUUACGAUUGCGCGGCAAUUAUGAACCACCUACCUCCCUUCCAUCGUCCUCUGCCAUUAGGUGCUUGAAUUGACACUAUGAGGUUCAACGUAGGUGUCAGCAAGCUGAAGCAGGACGUUGGACAGAAACUGAAAGCCUCCGACAUUGGGGACACGCAAAAACUAACGCCAGACUUGGCUAAAUUGCGAAAGCUCGCGCCAGGGCUGGACGACCUGAAGAACAUGAUGUCCCCAGAUGCAGAUAAAUUACAAAAGCUUUCGCUCGCACUGAAGGACGUCCAAAAUCGUAUCCCUGGCGUAGAAGAUAUCAGUAGCCUUAUUAGACGAGGUGCCAGCAUCCAGAAACUGGUCCCAUUUUGGGGAGAAUCAGAAGAAAAAGAAAAUUAUAAAAAGGCACAGAAGGUCCUCGCCGCCCCGCAGUCAAAAGCGACGCUUCAGAACGAGAUCGAAAAUCUUGGGGACGCCGCCGUAACGAUUGGGCUUUCAUUCGAGAGGGUUGCUAAUGCUCUCGUCGAUGCCCGAAACACUGCGGAGACGCCAGAACAAGCUGGUGAUCUUUCCAGCUUCGGGGAAACUUGGUCUAAGCACCAACAGGAAUGGGUCACACUACUGCAGAUGUCACAGGAGGUUGUAAGUCGAGCCCGGCUCACUACAGCUGAUUUCGUGGAGAGCUUCCUCAAGGUCCUGGCGGAUGCUACCGUUAGCCUUGACGCGAGGAAAGAGAAGAUAAAGGCUUACCAAGCUAAAUUGAAAGUGGGAAUGAACGAGUCCAGGGAUCUAGCCCGAGGUUUCGUAGACCUGCAGACCUGCAUUGGCAGUUUUUAUAAAGGCGUCACGGAUUGGAUGAAACAGAGAAACAAACUUAAAGAGGACAUCCUUCAAAUGGUCGCGGACAUCAAAACCACAAAGGAAAACAUUCAGAAAUUGACAUCUAAAGCAUUCUUAAGUGCGACCUCUGCACUUGGUCUCGGGACCUUAGCAGCUGGAGCUAUUGCUCUCGGUAUUCUUUGUCCCCUACUAUGGGUUGGAGCUGCAUUUUCAGGUGUACGAGCAGUACAGGAAGGAAAAACAUUCUUAGACAAUCUAAAGAAGAAUAUUCAGCGCAAACGCAGCGAAUUGGAUGCCAAACUGUUGGCUCUCGAGGGACUGAAAAGAAUGCAAGUAAUCCUGGAACCUGCAUUGUCCGACUUGAGCGUUAUCAGGAAUAAGCUUUGGGUGGUCUCUCAAAUCUGGUCCUUCAUCCACGCAGACAUAGUGGGGAUUGAAAAAAGCUUGGAUAUGGCUAGCAAGGGAGCAAGGGAGGCGUUAUUCAAGGCUCGUUUGAAGACAGUGACAUCCGUCUAUUCGCUGUUGGGUGAAGCUCUCAGUCAAUACGAAACCGCUGUUAAAGCGAUUGCUUUGGGAGGAUUAGAGUCCAGUUGGCGAGCCGAAGACAGACAUGGGCUAAUAGACAUUUUCGAGCUUCUCGGGUGA